AUGGCCUCGACAACCCAGCCAGGAUACGUGAUUCUUCAUGUUCGAGACCUUCACAGCGAUGGUCCCUUCCCUCAGCGCCGUGUCAUCCUCACAUCGCCAGACUGGUUCGUCAAGAUCGGACGUGGGAACAUGACAAGCGAUGAAGGCCUGAUCCCCAGCCUGAGCAACACGACCUUUGAUUCAAGAGUGAUGUCCAGAAACCAUGCUAUAUUCUCGGCCAAUCCAGAGACUAAAGAGAUUUUUGUCACGGACGUCGGCUCUAUGCACGGCACUCACCUUGCCGGUAGACGAUUGAAGACCGAGGAACCUGCAAAACUCUCUCCUCAGGAUAUCAUCACCCUCGGCGCCGAUGUGAGCAGGGGUCCAUCAUUCUAUAAACCCGUAAAGGUUUCCGUCGACUGGACGUGGUAUGAAAAUGAUGACGAGUCUCUCAACGACAAUCCUGCUUCCACCCAACCAACUCGCAACUCCUUUUCCGCCGAAUAUAGCGAUGAGGAUGCAUACGGAAGCGAUGUCGACCCACGAGAACUCAAUAAUUUCCAAGAACAUACGGGAUUGGAGCAAGAAGUGGUCGUAGCUGAAAACGCUCUUGGAGAGAAACGAGCAGAUACGGUUGACGAAGACGAAGAAGAGGAUGCCGCGGUCAACGCCGUGGAAGACUCAUUUUGCUUCCCACGUGUUGAAGUCACGGCCUCACUAUCACGCACCUUCAGUGUUCCAGACUCUGAUAGCUCUGACGUCAACAGCUAUGUGUCUAGCAGCGAAGACUCCAACAUUGAUAGUCCGACCUCGAGUCCUGUCAAUGCGGCUCAGGUAGUCGAAGGCAAAGAAGUGGCUCCUCAGUACAUCGACAUGGGGGCCGAUAUUCCCGCACAAACCGCGCAGGCUGAUUAUGAACCGACAGCCACGCCUGGUUUUUCAAAGACCGACCCAGCAGAUGUCAUUAUGUGGUCUUCAGGAUGCCUUGAUGCCAUCCGAGACGGAAGGGAAAAUGAUGCAAACAGUGGGUGUCCUCUUCCAACAGAAGCCGACCCCCUUGGCCCUCGGCCCAUCAGAUCGGCACUUGAAGAGUUACCUAAGACUACUCGUCUUGACACUUUGGCGCUCCCUCAAGACAGAGUACAUGCACAUCGAGCACCUAGUCCAUCGGAUGCGGCGAUGGCCAAGUCGUCGACCAGCGAGAUGCCUCGGGCUCCACCAUUUGUUCAAUCCUCGGCCACCACCCACGAAACAUUCCCUGCUGACUACCCAGAAACUCGCUCGAUUUCCGCAUGGGCAGGUCACAAUUCUGUUUUGUACGAUUUUCACACAGGGCCUCCAACAGGGUGCGUUAAAGAAACUCCUCCGUGGCAUCGGGAAUGGGCUGGCAGUUCCCCAUGCACCGCCUUGACGCUACCACCGCUGGACCCUAACAGAGUCCUCGCCGUCGCCGAGCCAGUGCCCGCCUCCGCGGGAAACCAUGUCUUGAAACCGGAGCAAUCCCACAAGCGAAAAGCAGAUCAUUUGUCGUCGGACAACCUCUCUGUACAUACAGCUGAUGAGUUUCUUCACCUUUGGGAGACGGCCAAACCUGACCCUGACCUUGUCAAUGAUGCAGGAGCUGAGGCCCGAGAAGAGAGUCCCUCCAGCUCGCCUCUCGCAGACAUCCCGGUUCAGAGCACAGAGAUUGACGAUCAGCCAGCUCGAAAGAAGGUGAAAACGGGCGUGGUCAGUGUUACGGAGCCACGAGGAAAUGGUACUAGCGAUGCCGUGAAACUCGUCGUGGCAGCGAUUGCUGGUGUGGCUAUUGGAGCCGUUGGCACAGUGAUCGGACUUGCAGCUUUACCUCCCCUUGCGUGA
Messenger RNA from Exophiala spinifera, 1839 nucleotides. RefSeq lists its product as uncharacterized. The coding region runs from base 1 to 1839 and encodes 612 amino acids. The record is from RefSeq and is a predicted model, not a curated record. Gene Ontology annotation, cellular component: cytoplasm. The transcript has 5 exons. Gene Ontology annotation, molecular function: protein binding. NCBI's taxonomy places the organism in Eukaryota, Fungi, Ascomycota, Eurotiomycetes, Chaetothyriales, Herpotrichiellaceae.